AUGGAUCCCCUCUCUGGUAUUAAGAUACCCAAAUGGCGGAAAACCAUAAAAACACUGCUAGUCCUAGUGCAUUGCUUCAAGAUCUUGGUGGUAGUGGCACUUAGCCAUCUAGGGUUCCUGAAACCUCCACUGCAAAUGACUGAGUCCAUGGAAGAACAGCAUAGCCAAAACCCUAACGGUCAUAUUCUCGUGUUCGACCCUCUGUGCCAGUCGAUACUCCCCGUUCCGAUCCACGUCUUAACAGCGUAUAUCAAGAGGCUUCCGGUAGUGGAGUUUGGUCGAGUUUUCGAGAAAUACACAAAGCAAGAAGAUGAGGAGACAGAAUGCAGUAUUUGCUUGGAGUGCAUUGAGAGAAGCCAUGAAGUGAGGGAACAGUGCAACUGCAAUCACUUGUUUCACGGGGAGUGUUUAGAUGGUUGGUUGAAUCAAGAGCAGGUGACCUGUCCUUUGUGCAGAGCUCUGCUGUUUCCGGCCACCAGCGAAAAGACGAGCUGCGGCGGAGGAAAUGUAUGGACAGUGGACAGGAAUGCAUACUUUGAAUCUUUGAUAGGUAACUCAAUGGGUAGCCUGUUGUACAGAGUAACUCAAUCGGUUGCCCGUUAUGCAGAGGAUGAUUUAAGUGCAAUGUUUAAAAUAUAG
This is a messenger RNA of Malus domestica (apple), 639 nucleotides long. The record is from RefSeq and is a predicted model, not a curated record. Lineage: Eukaryota; Viridiplantae; Streptophyta; Magnoliopsida; Rosales; Rosaceae.